Messenger RNA from Brassica napus (rape), 1384 nucleotides. RefSeq names its product elongator complex protein 5. Gene Ontology annotation, cellular component: cytosol; nucleus; elongator holoenzyme complex. The record is from RefSeq and is a predicted model, not a curated record. Gene Ontology annotation, molecular function: tRNA binding. The coding region runs from base 89 to 1216 and encodes 375 amino acids. Lineage: Eukaryota; Viridiplantae; Streptophyta; Magnoliopsida; Brassicales; Brassicaceae. Gene Ontology annotation, biological process: tRNA wobble uridine modification. The transcript is spliced from 9 exons.
GCCCAAAAAGCCUUUUAAGUUGUAAUCUUGCUCCCUCGCCGCCCUUCUCAUCACCUUUUGAAGUUCCAAGCUUUUCUUUUUCUCAGCAAUGGCGGAUUCGAUUUUCAGAAAGCUAAGAGACGGAGGCGAAGAAGGCGAGCUCGCGCCAGCUCUCACCAUAGAGGAAACUGUAGCUUCCCCUUUCGCCCUCGACGUCUCCUGCUAUCUCCUCGCGAAUCUAUCUUCAUCAAUCCUGGCCGGAAAAUCCAAGUCCGAAGGCCUCGUGCUGGUCACAUUCUCUCGGAGCCCUUCCUUCUAUUUGCAGUUCUUGAAGCAAAAAGGAAUUUUUGUCUCUUCAUCCUCUAAAUGGAUUCGUGUUUUGGAUUGUUACACCGAUCCACUAGGCUGGAUUGAUCAGCCUUCCCCUGGUGUUAUUACUGAAGGUUCAAGUUUAAUUAAGUUACACAAGUGUGUUAGUGACUUGAAGAGGCUUUUCUCUUCAAUCAUUGAAGCUGGAAGAGAGAUGGUUGGAGAUGGGAAGACACGUUUCUCUGUUGCCAUUGAUUCGGUGAAUGAGCUGCUAAGACAUUCAUCCAUGCCAUUAGUUUCUGGUCUUUUAACAGAUCUUCGAAGCCACGCACAAGUUUCCAGUUUGUUUUGGUCGUUGAACACUGACCUUCACCAAGAGAAGGUUACCAAUGCGCUUGAAUAUAUAUCCACCAUGAAAGCCAACUUAGAACCUUUUUGUCCAUCUUCGGAUGGGAAAAGGAAUGCCUUGGAAAACCUCUUUUUGGUUCAUCAGGAUUUUGGUAAAGGACGGUUCCAUAUCCGGUUUAAGCUUAGAAAGGGACGCGUCAGAGUAAUGUCUGAAGAGUAUCAUGUUGAUCAAACGGGCAUAAACUUUUCACCCAUUUCCUCCGUGGAAACUAUUAUUGCAGCCACCAAAAGCCUUAUACCUAAGGUUCAUUUCAAUCUACAGUUGUCUGAGAAAGAACGUGUUGAGAAAGAAAAAGUUGUCCUUCCUUUUGAGCACCAAGAUCAUGGAAAAUCGACAGAGAUCUAUGAUGGGCGGAGAACGCUUGCGGAUGGCAAGACUGAGGCAACGCCAUUGUCUUCAGGAGAGUUGCAGGCCGAUGUGGUUUCCUCUGGUAAGGGUGGAGAGAUUAUAUAUUUCAGAGAUUCAGACGAUGAGCAUCCAGAUUCUGAUGAGGACCCUGAUGAUGAUUUGGACAUUUAGUUGCUCCUGUAAGAACCAGAGAGUGGGACAGUUUUGGUUUUGGCAAAGUACUUUGGGUUUUAAUCCUGGGAUCUUGAUUGUUAGAUUUAUCCAACUUUGUACACUAGAUAGCAGAUGUGUAACAUUUUAUUGUGUUAUUGUUGAAUUAUCAACACAAGUUUUAGUUUA